Molecule: messenger RNA, 384 nt
Organism: Protopolystoma xenopodis
Lineage: Eukaryota; Metazoa; Platyhelminthes; Monogenea; Polystomatidea; Polystomatidae
Source: the annotation of a GenBank genome assembly
AUGGAAUGCAAUCUUCCAAUGACUUUGUUGGUUCGCUUAGAGUCCAAUGGCCGUGGCAAGCCUAGGAACCGGAAGGAUAAUGACGAAGGCAGAAUAAUACUGCAACAUGUACAAAAUAGCAGUAGCAACGAUGAAGUUGAUGGAGUUGGUGCUAGAAGUAGUGAUGGUGGUGAUGGUGGUGGUGGUGGCAAUGAAGAGAGCCAAUUCUUCAGUCUUAUUGUACGUCUCGUUGAUAUAAAUGACAAUUCACCACGUUUUCCUAGACAGAUGGAAACGAUUUUCGUCUCAGAAGGUCUCAAGAUUGGUUCAAGGCUGCCCCUUCCAUUAGCCAGUGAUCCUGAUUCUUUGGAAUUUGGCAUUGCCAGGUGCACAUCGCUGAGAUAA